This is a messenger RNA of Guyanagaster necrorhizus, 854 nucleotides long. RefSeq lists its product as uncharacterized. The record is from RefSeq and is a predicted model, not a curated record. Lineage: Eukaryota; Fungi; Basidiomycota; Agaricomycetes; Agaricales; Physalacriaceae. The transcript has a single exon. Bases 41 to 850 code for a protein of 269 amino acids.
GCGCCAGGCAGUCUUCUCUUCUUCCUUCACUGCGUCCACGAUGGUUUCUCAAGACUUCGCAGCCAGAUGUCAUCCGACCUUCAAUACUCCAGGCGCCGACGCCGUUCUAUCUUCGCUAGACGAUACUUUAUACCGACUGCCAUCAUUCGUCUUGCGAAGGUCGACCGCGUUCUUCGCUUCGAGCUCCUUCACUUUCGGACGAGACAGCGAGCCGAUCCCCAUCCAUGAACACGAUGUUGUCUUGGAGCGACUGCUACGUAUUAUCAGCGGGCUCGAGAUCCCGCCUUGGCGCAAAUUUGAUGACCUCGAGGGUGUGCUCAGCCUAGCUGAUGCCUGGGGAGCCAGAAGUGCGGUGGACAUUAUACGCGCAUCUAUCACUGCCCCCGUGUUCCUGAGAGAACCACUCCGGGUGUAUGCGAUAGCAACUAGAUUUGGGUGGGAGGAGGAAGCGGAGCUCGCGUCGAAACAUACUCUAUCCUUGUCUCUCCACGAGGAGCAGUACCAGGAGGCGCUGCAGCGGAUCCCGACGCGGUCGUUGGUCAAGUUGUUCAAGCUGCACCGGAAGCGGAGGGAUGAGUUUCAGAUGGGUAUGGCAUGGGACGCGAGUUGUAAGGGGUGUGGUGAGUCUGUCGACGGGUCGGCGUGGACGGCGCUUGUGUGGAAGAUGUUCUGGGAAAUGGAUGCGAAGUCGUCGGGGGAUAGGCUUUGUUCGUUGGAGGUUGAGGAGUGGCCGGAAAUGCUGGCAUGUUCGGAGGUGAAAUGUGCUGGAUGUGGAAUGGCGGUAUAUGAUAGAUUGGAGGUGAUGGAGAGGGUGAGGAAGUGUUUGGCUGAUUUGCCGGAUACGAUAUAGACGG